Aaosphaeria arxii CBS 175.79 is the source of this 1757-nucleotide messenger RNA. RefSeq lists its product as uncharacterized. Lineage: Eukaryota; Fungi; Ascomycota; Dothideomycetes; Pleosporales. The transcript is spliced from 3 exons. The record is from RefSeq and is a predicted model, not a curated record. The coding region runs from base 36 to 1472 and encodes 478 amino acids.
GAACAUCUAACACGCGCACGCGACUGUAGCCUGCCAUGGACGCGCUCAGGACAUCACCCUCUUGGCCAGAUACACCCCGCCUCUUGGAUCCCUCGCGAGCUAUAGAGUUAGAGUACUCUUGGUAUAGUGCAAGUAUAAUGGCGAAUGGACUGAUCCGGUUCAAAGUAUACUAUCUCCCUCGAGGGAAGCACAUAUCUGAGUCAUCGGUUGCUCACAACCAAAAACUUCAGGAAGGAUUUUUCCAACACCCGGUGCUUGUCACUGAAGUUGACCAGUACUUUGUUCACUUCUACGCCCUGACUCGCAAUCCACCAAUAGCCAUCCGGGACCUGAAGAUGUGUUUGCAAAUCGGAGACACUACGAGAGACGAAGGGCCUAUGAUUCUGCGGCUCGGGGAAGGUUCUGAUAGUAUGAGGUUCUUGACCUGGGUAAACCUCGAGCAGCGAUUCUUUAUCGAACACAACGAGCUGCAAUCAUGGAACGCGGACGUCUUCAUUCCGACCGACCAGGAGUACAAGCUGUACGGCCGGAUCGACGAGCUCGAGAUGCUACAGAACCGCUUCAUCUACAAGCCACUGAUUCGCGACAUGAACUUCGUCCGACCCGGAACCGUUGUGAUGCGGCCAAACAACGACCACCCAUCCACGACGUUCGGCUCUCCUAUCGUUGUCGUGGAUCUGAAGCAGAAUGCCACAGGCACACUUGUGAGGUACUUCCGGAUCAAGGAGAUCAAAUCCGGCAGAGGCAGCAGUCCACUCCAUAUCCCGAUCGCCAGACAUCCAAAUGAACCUGCCAUGCAUCACGGUCGACCAGUCAUGUUUCUCGAACCCGGCAGCCCGACCACACGUACGCCCUCGUUCGUCGACCUCCUCAAGUCUCCCCAGUGGAUGGGCCUGCAAAUCUGUCAAACUUGGUGCUAUCCCCCAAUCCAGAUCACACAGCAGUCGAUGGUCCAAAUGUUCCAAGUAUACGUGAGGUCGUGGCCACGGGACGUCAAUCGUAACCCGUCUCUACUGCCGCGUUGGUGGCAGCACGCUUCGUAUUCGCCUCAGUAUAUCUGGCCUCCGAUGUACCUUUCUCCAGCAUCAUUAUUUCCACAUCCUCAGGCCGGCAUGCUGCAGAGGUGGAUCGACGGAUCUUAUACUGGUCGCAUGACUGGAUAUGCAGCGGGAUUGUCGUCGAGCAGUGGAUCCUCCAACCAACCGACCAACAACGCUGCCUUUACAUCAGUCUUCGCAGGUAACCGCGCCCAUUACGAUAGCCAGUCUAGCAACAGACAAUCUUCUGCGCUUAGUCGAGAGUACCUGAUUGAAGGCUCAAACGGGGACAAUAGCUCUCCACACAGCAGUGUCCACGGGUUCAUCAUCGGUGAUGUGCCUGAGGAUGGACCUGCAUCAGUGCCAGACAGUGAGCGCUCGGGACAGCCUGAUUUUAGUCCAUCGGAUUCCCAAAUGGCGUUGUGGAGGUUCUGAUUCGGGAGUGAAUUCAAGGGUACUGUUUGGCACGAAGGGAAGGCAUUUUCGUCGGACUGUUUGCAUCUUUUUCAUUCAUACGAUACACAUACAGACUUCACUUUAGAGGCUUUUUAGAAGUUGAGGAUAUGCAUUGUCGUAGAUUUGGAAGCUAGUGGGGGAUUUUUCUACGUGUUGAGUCAACACUAAGCAUCGACAUGUUGUAUGGCGUCAAAGCUGCUCAUUUCGCCAAAUUUCGAAGUUCACUUCAUGCAUAUGAAAGGCAUUUGGAAGCUAGUGUCAUAG